CACUAGUAUAGAGCUCGCGGCUAACUUGAUGAUUCAGAUUCAAUUUCAACGUAGUUAGUGUUCCAAUGCAACCUUGCAAAAAAGCUACAAAGUUUCAUACUAAUUUUGGAUUUAUCGACAGUAGGAAAAGUCGUAAAAAUGUCACCAGAUAUCCUAGUGAACAGCGAGGCCAAUGCACGUCGAAUACAAAUGGUCGAGAACUGUUUCGGCAGUUCAGGUCAACCAUUGUACGUACCAGGCAGAGUUCUGGUAGGUGAAGGCGUUCUCACAAAAAUGUGCCGCAAACGUCCAAAAGCACGUCAGUUCUUCCUAUUUAACGAUAUCCUCGUGUAUGGUAACAUAGUAAUUGGCAAAAAGAAAUAUAACAAACAGCAUCUUAUACCACUUGAAGAGGUUCAACUACAGGCCCUAGAGGAUAGCGGACAGUAUAGAAAUGGGUGGCUUAUAAGAACAGCGACCAAAUCAUUCGCAGUAUAUGCAGCAACACAGACUGAAAAACAGGAAUGGAUGGCCCAUAUAAAUAAAUGUAUUGAAGAUUUGUUGAGGAAAAGUGGUAAGAAGCCAGUCGAAAAUCAUGCCGCUGUGUGGGUUCCUGACAGCGAAGCUAAUAUUUGUAUGCAUUGCAAGAAAACACAAUUCACUAUGUUAAUUCGAAGGCAUCACUGCCGCAACUGCGGGGCAGUUGUUUGCGGACCAUGUUCGUCGAAGAAAUUUCUUCUUCCAGGACAAAGUAAUAAACCGCUUCGCGUAUGUCUAGACUGUUAUGAUAAUUUGAGCUCAUUGAAACGAGAAGAGAACAAAGGAAUAAACGCCAAUAAUAAUAAAAGCGUGACGUCUCCCGAAAGCUCUGGAGAUGAUGAUACUGAUGAUGAGGAAGAAACGAAAGAUACGCAUGAUCAGAGGUUUAGAAGUCAUUGUACUCCUACUGUUGUGUGUGUAUGAUAGGGAAAGGAUUCGGGUAACACCGAUUCUAAAACCAAAAAACCGCUUCGCUUUAUACGAAAUAUAUUAAAAAAGUGAUCAAUGCUGAGAACAAAAAGGAAUUCUACAUGUAAAUGAAAAACUAGGACAAACACAUCAGAUCACCUAUGAUACGUAACGAAAUCAUGAGUGAUACCAGUUAAGUUUUUAUCAUAUGUUUUCGUUAGGAAAGCCCGACAGAUUGACCAUAAACCGAUACUACACCAAAAUUCUAUGGUGAUGAAAAACCCGAGAAAUAACCAUUUCGUCGUACCGGGAAGCAAUCCGCCCACACUACCAACGUUAUGGAACCAGCACCAGCAGAGAUAAGAAGAAACAGAAUAAAACCACUCAUUGAUCGUCGAGUGGAAAGUUGCAGAGAAAUAGAAUAGUAUUCUAUGAAAAUUUAUUAUUGAACCCCGCAACACAAACACAAUCUAGAUAAAAAUUAUUGAAUUUUAAAUGCUAAUGUUAUAUUCUUGAAUGUUUUUUUUUAGUUUCGCCUCUACACCAUACAAUCAAAAUCCGAUGACCCAAAUGAUAUAAAUAUUUAUGCAAAGAGAUCCAUUUAUUAGUUGUAUAGUUUAAGAUAAUUUUUUAACGAAAUCAUUGUAGAUGUUAGUAGUUUGUACGACGAAUAUCAGUAAAAAAAAUACAAAUUAUAGCCUAGCUGCAUACAUGAGGAUCCUGUGAUUCGCCUUCCGAUAUGGGUGUUAAAACGAUAGCACUCCUCACAUUCGUUACAGAAUAUUCACAUACAUAAAAUGGAUAUGUCGCAAUAUUGUGAUCGGUGACAGUUUUAUGUGUUAUGGAAUGUUUUCCUAUAUUUCACUUGAAUCGUUAAAAGCUCGAGAAAUGUGCAUAAUCCUGUGAAACCAAAACAAUUUGAGAUACGGUCUCGACACGUCACAUAAUGAUCAGAGUGUGUAACUUCAUCAGCAAAAUCAUUCUCUUUUGUGUUAAGGUUAUUUGAUCAAGAUAUACAUAUAUUGAAAAAAAUUAAACUCAUCAAUAAAUAUAAAAAUUGCUCACAUUUUCGAAAA
Molecule: messenger RNA, 2003 nt
Organism: Uranotaenia lowii
Lineage: Eukaryota; Metazoa; Arthropoda; Insecta; Diptera; Culicidae
Gene: rush
Product: pleckstrin homology domain-containing family F member 1 homolog
Exons: 7
Coding region: 139-942 (267 amino acids)
Cellular component (GO): early endosome
Molecular function (GO): metal ion binding; phosphatidylinositol binding
Source: RefSeq, a predicted model, not a curated record